GGAGCCUGGGCUGGGCUGGGCUGGGCUGGGCGCCGGCUUGGCUGAGGAAGCUGGACCCCGCUUGCAGUCAUAAAGAAGGUGCAAAAAGACGGGCAGAGGAGAGUGACAGACGUGCCCAGUGCUUAGCUUCCUGAGGCGGUGUUAGCACAGCCGGGACUGAUGGCUUUGUGCCCAGGCUGGAGAGCAUUUGCAUUGUUUCCCUUUAACCGCUGUGGUGUCCUUGGGAAAGCUGUGAGAAGCACUGGUCUUCCCUUGUUUCCCUGGGGCCACUGCCCCUGGAGAGGAACUGGAAGCUUCCUGGACCCCGAGAUGAAAGCCUUCCUGGAGGAGCACACUGAAGUCACCAGAAGUGGCAGCCUCACCCCUGAAAUCCAGUUGCGGCUUUUGACUCCCAGAUGCAAGUUCUGGUGGGAGAGAGCAGACUUGUGGCCCCACAGCGAUCCUUACUGGGCAAUCUACUGGCCUGGAGGCCAGGCCUUGUCUAGGUAUCUUUUGGAUAAUCCUGACAUUGUCAGAGGAAGAUCUGUGUUAGAUAUUGGGAGUGGAUGUGGGGCUACAGCUAUUGCUGCUAAGAUGAGUGGAGCUUUGAGGAUCUUGGCCAACGACAUAGACCCUAUUGCAGGAAUGGCUAUUACACUAAAUUGUGAAUUGAACCGACUGAAUCCUUUUCCUGUUUUAACCAAAAACAUUUUGGAUUUGGCACAAGAUAAGUGGGACCUUGUUUUGCUUGGAGAUAUGUUUUAUGAUGAAGACCUUGCAGACAGUCUUCAUCAGUGGCUGAAGAAUUGCUGUCAGGCCCACAGAACUCGAGUACUGAUUGGUGAUCCUGGACGACCCCAGUUCAGUGGACACAGCAUUCAGCAUCAGCUGCUCAAAGUGGCAGAAUACUCACUUCCAGAGCCUACUAGGCAGGAAAACAAUGGACUGACAACAAGCACAGUGUGGGAUUUUCAGCCUUGAGUUAUUGAAGUACUUCCAUAUGGACAGAGCCAUGUUUGAGUUUAACCCUAAAAAGACUCUCCAGUUCAAAACAGACAAUUUGUGUUAAAUCUGGCAGGUCUCAGUGCCAAAAUUUGAAGGUUUACGUUUUGUCAGCCUUUGUCAUAUAACUUGUUCUGCAUUAAGCCAAAUAGAGAAAUCUCUGUCAUUUUUUUUCUAGUUUUUCUGCUACAGGAAUAUAGUUAUUGAAGGCAGUACUCAAUAGGUAACCACAUGUAAUUUAAGCAGCAGAGAGGAAUUAGAUAUUUUAGCAGAGUCUAUUUCUAUAGUUGAGGACAGCUACAGUGUAUCUUUGAAUUAAACAAAACACAAAAUACAGAAGAGGAGUUCCCGUCGUGGUGCAGUGGUUAACGAACCCGACUAGGAACCAUGAGGUUGCGGGUUCGGUCCCUGCCCUUGCUCAGUGGGUUAAUGAUCCGCCGUUGCCGUGAGCUGUGGUGUAGGUUGCAGACAUGGCUCAGAUCCCUCGUUGCUGUGGCUCUGGCGUAGGCCAGUGGCUACAGCUCCGAUUGGACCCCUAGCCUGGGAACCUCCAUAUGCUGUGGGAGCGGCCCAAGAAAUAGCAAAAAGACAAAAAAAAAAAAAAAAACAAAAAACCAAAAACAGAAGAAUACUAUAUUAAAAAAAUUAUCUGUAAAGAUCAGAGAUGCAGUUAGUAUGGUACAGAGUACAUGGGCUUUGGGGCUAGUUAAGCUCUCAGAGCUUUAAUUUCUUCACCUAUGAAACAGUAAUAAAAUUUAAUAAACUGCACCUCCAAGGGUUAUUGUAAUAAAGGAAAGCAUAAAGUGCCUAAUGUAGGAUUAGUGCAUAAUAAGGCCUCAAUUAAGAAAUGUAGGUUGGAGUUCCCGUUGUGGCUCAGUGGUUAAGGAAUCCGACUAGGAACCAUGAGGUUUCGGGUUUUAUCCCUGCCCUUGCUCAGUGGGUUAAGGAUCUGGCGUUGCCGUGAGCUGUGGGUGGGUUGCAGACGCGGCUCAGAUCCUGCGUUGCUGUGGCUCUGGCAUAGGCCAGCAGCCACAGCUCUGAUUAGACCCCUAGGCUGGGAACCUCCAUAUGCCGCAGGAACAGCUCAAGAAAAGGCAAAAAGACAAAAAAAAAAGAAAAAGAAACGUAGGUAAAAGUAAAGAUUUUAGAAUUUCCUACAUACUCAGUACUGUGAUACCUUAUGAUGUCUCUUUAUAGUUUAUUCAGGUCAACUAGAAAUUGGUUACGUCACCACUACAUGCCCCAGGUUGUCAGGAUCUUCUAUAUCAAUAAGAACAUCAGGUCAUAAAUGAGAAACAAUAUAAAGAAGGAUGUGUAGAGUAUAUAUCACUAUGUAAAAAAGGUGUAUGUAUAUAUAUCUACAUAUGAAUGUAUGUUUAAAAGAUAUAUAUUUACUUGCAGUAAACAGGUAUCUUUGGAAAGAUAAGAAACUGGCAACAGUGUUUGCCUUCUGAGAGGGUACUAGAUGGUAGAUGAGGGUGGGAGGGAGACCUGGUUUUUACUUUGGGGUCUUGUAAUUUUUUUUUUUAGGGCUGCACCCACAGCCUAUGGAGGUUCCUAGGCUAGGGGUCAAAUCGGAGCUGUAGCUGCCCGCCUACACCACAGCCACAGCCACAGCAAUGCCAGAUCCAAGCCAUGUCUUCGACCUACACCACAGCUCAUGGCAAUGCUGGAUCCUUAACCCACUGAGUGAGGCCAGGGAUCAAACCCGAGUCCUCAUGGAUGCUAGUCUGGAUCAUUAGCCACUGAGACACAAUGGAAACUCCUGGGUCCCGUAAUUUUGUACUGAUUACAUGUAGUACAUUUCCUGUUCUCCUAUUUAAAACUAAACAUGACCACAAUACAUGUUACAAUUGAAGUAUAAAAUACUGCAGUUGAAGUUCCUGUCAUGGCUCAGUGGAAAUGAAUCUGACUAGCAUUCGUGAGGACGCAGACUGGAUACCUGGCCUUGCUCAGUAGAUUAAGGAUCCAGCGUUGCCAUGAGCUGUGGUGUAGUUCACAGAUGCGGCUUGGAUCCCGUAUUGCUGUGGCUGUGGCUGUGGCCUGCAGCUACAGCUCUGACUGGACCCCUAUCCUGGGAACCUCCAUAUGCUGCACAUGUGGCCCUAAAAAGACCAAAAAAAAAAAGAAGAAGAAGAAGAAAAAGCUGCAGUUCUCUGGUGGCCUAGUAGUUAAGGAUCUGGCAUUGACUGUCACUUCUAUGGCAUGGG
Messenger RNA from Sus scrofa (pig), 3191 nucleotides. It is a transcript of the gene ETFBKMT, whose product is annotated as electron transfer flavoprotein subunit beta lysine methyltransferase. The record is from RefSeq and is a predicted model, not a curated record. Gene Ontology annotation, molecular function: protein-lysine N-methyltransferase activity. NCBI's taxonomy places the organism in Eukaryota, Metazoa, Chordata, Mammalia, Artiodactyla, Suidae. Gene Ontology annotation, cellular component: mitochondrial matrix. Gene Ontology annotation, biological process: peptidyl-lysine trimethylation.